UCUCUCUGUUCUGAAGCUUUCUUCUAUUUUCUUCAAGGUUUCUCUUUUUCUUUAACCCAUUUCUCUCUCACUCUGUUAGUUUAUCCUUUCGUCGAGUCCUCUGCUCCUACAUUCUCUCUGUGCUAUUUCGUCUAUGAUUUUCUCAUGAUUUUGUGUUCAUUCUCUGUUUUCAUUCUCUCUUGAGUACCUUUGAGCUAUUUGUUUAUCUCAAGCUGUUUUCCGCUCUGUUUUCCUCGCAUUUGCUGAGUUUUUUUUUUGUCAAAUAAGGCUCCGUACUCUGUUUCUUGCUUCUUUUUUUUUUUUUUUUUUUUUGAUUCUUCUUUGGUAUUUGGUGCAUUUUCGAUUCAAUUUUGACAUUUUGGGUGUUGGGUUUCUUUUAUUUUCUUCGGUUUCUGCUUGUACUGGGGUUGCUGUUUGUUGGUGUAUUUCCCCUGUUUUUCUGGUGACGUAGAUUUGGACCGGACUGGGGGAGGAACAGCGCCAUCUGAUGGCGCUGUUUAGAAAAUUAUUCUACCGGAAGCCUCCUGAUCGGCUUCUCGAGAUUGCGGAGAGAGUUUACGUGUUUGAUUGUUGCUUCUCUACCGACGUCUUGGAAGAGGAUGAGUACAAAGUAUAUUUGGGUAGCAUUAUACCAAAGCUGCAAGACCACUUUCCUGAUGCAUCUUUCAUGGUGUUUAACUUUAGUGAACGAAAGAGGAAAACUAAAACUUGGGACAUACUGUCUCAAUAUGGUAUGACAGUGAUGGAAUAUCCUCUGCAAUAUGAAGGGUGUCCUCUACUGCCAUUGGAGAUGAUCCACCACUUCAUUCGGUCGAGUGAAAGCUGGUUUUCAUUGGAGAGACAAAAAAAUGUAUUGUUGAUGAACUGUGAACCUGGAGGAUGGCCAAUCCUUGCUUUCAUGCUUUCAGCUCUCUUAUUGUACCGUAAACAAUAUGAGGGGGAGCAGAAGACCCUUGAAAUGGUCUACAGGCAAGCUCCUACAGAACUUCUCCAUGUCCUUUCUCCAGUAAACUCACAGCCUUCUCAAAUGAGAUACCUUCACUAUCUUUCUAGGAGAAAUCUAGGUUCUUAUUGGCCUAUACCUGAUACACCUCUAAUUUUAGACUGUCUGAUACUUCGAGAGCUUCCUAUGCUUGAUGGAGGAAAAGGGUGUCGGCCUAUCAUACGCAUUUACGGUCCGGACCCUUUAACACCAGGAAACAGAAAUCCUAAACUUUUUUUUUCCAGUGCAAAGAUGGAAAGAAAUGGUCUCCAGUAUCUACAGGCAGCAAGCAGAGUUGUAAAAAUGGAUGUUCGUUGUCAUGUUCAAGGCGAUGUUGUUCUUGAAUGCAUCCAUUUAGAUGGAGAUCUAAUACACGAGGAAGUGAUGUUUAGAGUUAUGUUUCACACAGCGUUUGUGCAUUCAAACAGUUUGAAGCUCAAUCGUGAUGAGGUUGAUGUUUUAUGGGAUGCCAAGGAGCAGUUUCCUAAAAAUUUUAGAGUAGAGGUACAUUUUCUGAAUGCUGAACAUAUUGUGCCAAACCUCACCUCAGCAGCAAAAAGUGAUGACAAAAUCGAAAUCGAAAUCGAAAGCAAUUCGACUGAGGAGUUUUUUGAAGUGGAAGAAAUAUUUAGCAACUUUGUUGACGUGCAGGAAGUAAUGAGGGAUUAUGAUGUUCAAAUGGUACAUGCGAAUGAAACGGAUGCUAUAGACAAUCAAGCAGUGUUAAAGGAAGAUGCAGACCCGCCUACAUUUCAACGCUGUAAAUCAUUUGGAGGGAGUCAUGACUUUGACAAGAAGAUGGAUUGUAACGUUGAAGCAGUGAAGGACAUCACUGUUGAUGAUGUGACUUUCAAAACAGAUGAAAAAAUGGACUCUGGUUUUCAUGCCGUGAAGGACAUUGUUGUGAAUUAUGGAGAUAACAAGCCAAAUCCUUUACUAUUUUCUGGUAAUGUACUGAAACGUACAGGGAUCAAGGAACUGAUAGACGAUGCUUAUGACAUGUUGGACGGGGUGGAGCAUAAAGGGUAUGGAGAAGAUACUGCUAAUCCACACGUUGAGUUAAAGCUUCCUUCAAAAAAGAUGGAAGCCGAUGCAUGGAGGCUUAAACUGAAUCCCAAACAGCCUGAAAAAGGGGACUUUCUUGUAAAACAGGCAAAACCAAAUACUCUUCCACCAGCUCUUCAGGCUAACACAUCUUUCUUGCAUGUAUCAUCUCCUAAAGUUUCUUUGUCACCCUCUUCAUAUUUUCACAUAAAUGCAAGAUCUCCUCCUCCACCACCACCACCACCUCCUCCUCCACCUUCCAAUCACUUGGCACCUAAAAGUUCAUCAUUAGUGUGUGGAAAUACACCUAAGCAUAGUGCUCCACCUCCUCCACCUCCACCUCCCAUACCUAGAGCUCUACCACAAUUAUCUCCCAUACGGCCACCGGCUUCACAUGGAGCUCUGCUUUCUCCACGCCUAACAAAUGCUAGAGCUCUGCCACCACCCCCUCCCCCACCUCCUCCAAUUCAGAGGACAGCUUCUGCACAUUUAACCCAAGGGCGACAGGUUUUAACAUCUCCAGCAACAUGUGUUGUAUCAUCUUCCCUGCCAUCUCCAAUUUGUGAAGCACCAUCACCUCCUCAACCUACUACUGGUCCUCUUCCACUGGUUCCUUCUUCCAGAUCUCCAGGAGGUAUGUCUCCACACCCAGGAGCUAAAGGAGUAAGUUCUUCAACUGAUGUGAAAACAUCAUCUAUAGUAAUGAGGGGACGUGGGUUCUCGCGGAGCACGGGGAUGGCUGCUAAAGUGCCUCAACGAUCAUCAUUGAAACCUCUGCAUUGGAGCAAGGUAACUCGGGUACCAAAAGGGAGCUUAUGGGAAGAAUUGCAAAGAUCUGGCGAUUCUGAAAGUGCACCAGAAUUUGAUGUAUCUGAGCUGGAGACGCUUUUCUCUGUGACUGUCCCUAAACCUAUUGCUGAUUCAGGAGGUAAAUCCGGAGGACGAAGAAAGUCAGUUGGAUCAAAAUUGGACAAAAUUCACUUGAUUGAUCUUAGGAGGGCAAAUAACACUGAAAUCAUGCUAACAAAAGUUCGGAUGCCACUGUCUGACAUGAUGGCAGCAGUACUCUCCAUGGAUGAGUCAGUAUUAGAUGUAGAUCAAGUGGAAAAUCUUAUCAAAUUUUGUCCCACCAAAGAAGAGAUGGAGCUUCUCAAGGGAUACUCUGGUGACAUGGAUAAACUUGGCAAGUGCGAACAGUACUUUCUAGAGAUGAUGCAAGUUCCUCGUGUGGAGUCGAAGCUAAGAGUAUUUUCUUUCAAGAUUCACUUCAGCUCACAGAUGGCAGAGUUCAAAAAAAGCCUAAACACUGUAAACUCUUUCUGUCAAGAGGUAAGGAGUUCUUGCAAAUUGAAGGAGAUAUUGAAAAGAAUUCUUUGCCUGGGAAAUAUGCUAAACCAAGGAACUGCUAGGGGUUCUGCAAUUGGGUUCAGGUUGGAUAGUCUCUCAAAACUCACUGAUACACGUGCUUCUAACAAUAAGUUGACUCUCAUGCAUUAUCUGUGUAAGGUCGUUGCUUCGAAGUCACCAUCACUUCUUGAAUUUCAUCUGGACCUUGGUAGCUUGGAAGCUACGUCUAAGAUACAAUUGAAAUCUUUGGCAGAAGAAAUGCAAGCAAUAACAAAAGGAUUGGAAAAGGUGAAGCAGGAACUAGUUGCUUCUGAAAGUGAUGGCCCCAUAUCUCAAACUUUUCGUAAGAUAUUGAAAGGAUUUGUUAGUCUUGCCGAGAUGGAGGUCGAAUCUGUGACCGUUCUUUACUCGGUGGUGGGUAGAAAUGCUGAUGCACUUGCUCUAUAUUUUGGCGAGGAUCCUUCCCGUUGUCCAUUUGAACAAGUUACAGGAACUCUGUUCCAUUUUACAAAAUCCUUUCUGAAAGCACAUGAAGAGAAUAGCAAGCAGUUAGAAAUGGAGAUGAGAAAGCUGAGAAAAUCUAACAAGAUCGAUACAAAACUGAGUUUGGAGGUGGUAGAAACUUUAGCCUCCCAGAAGGUUUGCCAACACUAAUGGACAAUUCAAUUGUGACUCUGAAUUUCCUCCAAACCAACACAAUUUGCUUCAAUCUUCAUAAUCUUGAAGUAAAACUGGAGCAGACCCUCUGCAUUAGUUUUGUUGGAUGAGGCAUUCAAGUUGAGAAUUUGAAUAGCUUCACAACUGAGCCAGCGUCUAUGAACCAGCCAGACUCUCAGCCGUAGGGAUCUUACAUCCACCAGCCAUAACUAUCUGUACAAAGCUCUCUCCCUCUUCAUAUUUCUUGACUUUACCAAUUCUGUAACAUAAGUUUCUGAAUUUCUAUCCUUAACGAUGUUGUAUAGCUCUAUAAAUAAGAACCAUUAAAUCAUUUACAACAUUUUCAA
Molecule: messenger RNA, 4377 nt
Organism: Cucurbita pepo subsp. pepo (vegetable marrow)
Lineage: Eukaryota; Viridiplantae; Streptophyta; Magnoliopsida; Cucurbitales; Cucurbitaceae
Product: formin-like protein 20
Source: RefSeq, a predicted model, not a curated record